Molecule: messenger RNA, 1051 nt
Organism: Aspergillus welwitschiae
Lineage: Eukaryota; Fungi; Ascomycota; Eurotiomycetes; Eurotiales; Aspergillaceae
Product: GNAT family N-acetyltransferase
Exons: 2
Coding region: 205-945 (246 amino acids)
Molecular function (GO): protein-N-terminal-alanine acetyltransferase activity; protein N-terminal-serine acetyltransferase activity
Source: RefSeq, a predicted model, not a curated record
CUCCUACCCAAUCAUCUUUCAGGUCAUCUCCGGAGGGUCGGAGGUAUCAACGAAUCAGGGUCAGGGACCGGCUGAGGAGGGAGGAAUGAGGAUGUGGGAUGACUGUUCUCUCAGGAUAAUUGACGACGAUUUAAAUCCUCUGCCAUCAUAAACAAGGCACUGUUCUCAUCCAUUCAGACGCAGUGAAAAGUACGGUCCUGCAACAUGACAACUGUGCGACCGCUUGGACCGCCGGUCGAUCUGACCCCCGCCCAGUGGCCAUCGGCAACCACCUUGCACGGGAGAUUCAUCCAGCUCGAGAAGCUUGAACCGAAACAUGCCAACGACCUCUUCGACCUAAUCGGCGGCGAUGACUCUACGCGAGCGUGGUUAUGGGACUACAUGCCCGAUGGGCCCUAUUCCCAGCGCGAGGCGUUCGAGGAAGUCAUCGCCUCCCGAUCGGUUUCUCCCGACCCGUUCUUCUUCGCGGUAAUUGACAAGCGUGCCUCCAGCCCCAGCUGCGGCAAAGCCAUUGGAUACAUCUCGCUGUUGCGGAUAACCCCUGCACAAUGGACGGUGGAGCUUGGACAUGUCAUGUUCUCCUCAGUGCUGCAACGCACCCCGGCUGCGACCGAGGCGAUCUAUCUGCUGGCGCGGUACGCCUUCGAGCAGCUACACUAUCGCCGCGUGGAAUGGAAAUGCAACUCCCUCAAUGCGCCUUCAAUGAAGGCGGCCCAGCGACUGGGGUUCGUCUAUGAGGGUACCUUCCGGCAGCACAUGGUGGUCAAGGGUCGAAAUCGGGAUACCGCUUGGUUCGCGAUGGUUCGCGAGGACUGGGAGGAAGGGGCCAAGGAAGCGCUGGAACAGUGGCUGGAGGAGGGGAACUUUGACCAAGAUGGUCAUCAGAAGAAGGGGCUCCAGGAUGUGCGAGAGGCAUUGAAGCGAUCGAGAUCUGUACAGCAAUAGAGCAUGGUGAUAGAUCGACCACGGCGAUAUAAUUGAGAUCAAAAGUCGCGUGGUGGCAGGUUAGUAUAAGAUUAAUAAAUCUCCAAUAUAUAUGAUUAUAGACAUA